AUGUCGAUGAUUGAAGGUGCUUAUGAUGCGCCGGGGAAGAGUGCGGAUGUGGGCGUUAAUCCCUAUGGCGGGCAUGAAAGUGUUCAACAUGGUGAUUUUGUCACGGAGAAUGAGGAGAGGGAUCUAAGGAGGGGCCUGGGGCAGAGGCAUAUUCAAAUGAUUGCGUUGGCUGGUGCCAUUGGGACUGGACUCUUUCUUGGACUGGGAUCUUCGCUACAGACUGGAGGACCUCUUGGUGCACUGCUGGGAUAUGCUUUCGUUGGCCUGAUCGUUUGUGCUGUUCAAUUCGCUCUUGGAGAGGUCACCGCACUUUUGCCCGUUACUGGAUCUUUUGUUCGACAUGCAGAGUUCCUUGUUGAUCCUGCAUUCGGCUUUGCUAUUGGAUGGAACAUUAUCUAUGGAAACCUUCUAAGUAUCCCGUCAGAGAUCUCGGCCAUCUGUGUGUUGUUUCAAUACUGGACUGAUAUCAAUCCGUCGUUGUGGAUUGUCAUUUUCAUCGUUUUGACUUUUGUGGUCGGAAUCGCGUUCGUGGGCAUCUACGGUGAAGUGGAAUUCUUCUUUGCCUUACUGAAGAUCGCACUGGUCGUCGGACUGAUCAUUUUGGGUCUUUGCAUUGACCUUGGUGGUGUAUCUGGAGUUCCUCGCAUCGGCUUCAGGUACUGGAAACAUCCCGGUCCCUUCGUCGAGCAUAUCGCUACUGGAUCAUGGGGUAACUUCCUUGGCUUCUGGUCCGUCAUGAUCAAUGCGGUCUUCUCCUUUGCUGGUGUCGAAUCGAUCGCCAUGGCCGCGGCCGAGACCAAGAAUCCAAGACAAAACAUCCCCAAGGCUUGUAAAAGAGUGUUCGCUCGUGUCGCACUCUUCUACGUUGCUUCUGUUCUGAUCGUGGGUAUGCUUGUCUCCAGCGACGAUGAACGUCUUCAGGAUGAAAGCGGUACCGCUGCACAGAGUCCUUUCGUCAUUGCAGCAUCCGCCGCCGGGAUCAAGGCUAUUCCAUCUAUCGUCAAUGCCGUAGUCAUCACCUCCGCCUGGUCAUCUUCCAACCAAGCUCUUCUGGCUGGAACUCGUGUGCUCUACUCUCUAGCUUUGAAGAAACAGGCUCCUGCUAUUUUCCUCCGCACAACUGCCUGGGGCGUGCCAUAUAUGUGUGUUCUUCUCCAGACAGUCUUCAUGUUCUUGGCUUUCAUGAGCUUGAGCUCUUCAGCCUUGACUGUGUUUUACUGGUUUGUGGAUCUGGUUGGUUGUGGUGUCUUGAUCUCUUGGUCUUGCGUUCUGGUCAAUCAUCUUAGACUUUUGGCUGCUAUGAAAAAGCAAGGUAUCGCAAGGACAGAGCUACCAUGGCAUAACAAAUGGACUCCUUACAGCUCUGCUGUUGCACUGACAGCUUGUCUGUUGAUCUUGCUGACGAACGGCUUCGCUGUGUUCACUCGUGGCGGAUGGUCGGCUAGCUCUUUCGUGUCAUCAUACUUGGAUAUUCCAUUGAUUUUGGUUGCCUACCUUGCUUGGAAAUAUUACAAGGGCACCAAGUUUGUCGCGCUAGAAGACAUUCCUAUCAGAGCCGCUCUGGACGAGAUCAGAGAUAAUCCCGAAACUCCCGAGCCAGUGAGAAAAGGAUGGAAGGGUGUCGUGAUGAAACUGCUAUGGGAGUAG
This is a messenger RNA of Aureobasidium subglaciale EXF-2481, 1647 nucleotides long. RefSeq lists its product as uncharacterized. Gene Ontology annotation, molecular function: amino acid transmembrane transporter activity. The record is from RefSeq and is a predicted model, not a curated record. Gene Ontology annotation, cellular component: membrane. Gene Ontology annotation, biological process: amino acid transmembrane transport. The transcript has 4 exons. Lineage: Eukaryota; Fungi; Ascomycota; Dothideomycetes; Dothideales; Saccotheciaceae. Bases 1 to 1647 code for a protein of 548 amino acids.